AUGAGCUCACGCAAGAGACACCUGCGUCAACGGCAUCUACCUUCCAGGACAGCAAACAAAACGGCGGAAGAAGAUGAAGGAGAUGGCUUGGAGGAGUAUGAAAAGGAAGAGCGAGACAGGCAGGAAGACUUAAAGGAGCGCGACGCCUUCGUUAAGCGUCUUCUUGACCGUGAUCAGGGGGCCACUAAGAAGAUAGCCCCUGGCAACCGCGCUUCUUCGAGACUCGAGGAGGACCUAAAGAGACUGGAGGCUGGUGAAGUGAGUAAAGAGGAGCUGUUAGCGGAGUUGAAGAAGCGCUCACGACGAGAGUACCUGCGUAAACGCCAGGCGGACAAACUGCAUGAUCUGGAGGCCGAAAUUAGAGACGAGGAGACGUUGACCGAGUACGAAAAGGCGGAAUUAGAGUACAAACGGACCAUUAUGGGGGUCGUUACCGCACAUAAAGAUGUCACAACCGAACAGACUAUACCGCAUUACUUUAUUCCAACCGAAACAAAGCGUCCAGAUGACACGUACUACGAAGAUGAAAACGAAAAAGGACCUCACGGUGAAAGCCGGCGUUGGGAACAGGAGCACAUCAGUUCGGCCCUCUUUUCACAUGGAGCCAAGGAUAAGAAAACAAAGGAUGAAUACGAACUUAUACUGGACGACGAAAUUGAGUUCAUGAAGGCACUUACACGACCGGGUGAAAAUGUAGAGGUCAAGCCGGAAAUGACCGAAGAAGAAAGGAUGAAACCUAUCAUUGAGGAGCAGAAGAGGAGCCUCCAGGAAUCUCGACGGUCCCUGCCGAUAUUCAAAUUUCGCGACUCUCUCCUUGAAGCUAUUGAGAACCACCAGGUUCUGAUAGUUGAAGGUGAAACUGGUUCUGGAAAGACGACGCAGAUACCUCAGUAUCUCUAUGAGGCGGGAUAUUGUGCUGGAGGUAUGCGCAUUGGAUGCACUCAACCUCGUCGCGUCGCUGCAAUGUCUGUGGCUGCCCGCGUUGCUCAGGAAAUGUCGGUGAAGUUGGGCAUGCAAGUCGGCUACUCCAUUCGAUUUGAAGACUGUACUUCGGAUCGAACAGUCAUAAAGUAUAUGACAGAUGGUAUGCUGUUGCGUGAAUUCCUCACGGAGCCCGAUCUCGCAAACUACUCCGUCAUGAUCAUUGACGAAGCUCACGAACGCACUCUUCACACUGACGUACUGUUUGGACUCGUGAAAGAUGUGGCUCGUUUCCGUCCAAACCUCAAACUCCUAAUAAGCUCAGCUACUUUGGACGCACAGAAAUUCUCGGAUUUCUUUGACCGCGCACCGAUUUUCCGCAUUCCUGGCCGUAGAUAUCCGGUGGAUAUUUACUACACAAAAGCACCAGAAGCGGACUACAUCGAGGCCGCUAUUAUCACCGUGCUGCAGAUUCACGUGACCCAGCCGCCGGGUGACAUACUCGUCUUCCUAACAGGCCAGGAAGAAAUUGAAACGGCCAAUGAAGCCCUCCUUGAGAGGACAAAGAAGAUGGGCAGUAAAAUGCGAGAACUGAUUAUCUUACCCAUCUACUCCACUCUGCCCUCAGAUAUGCAGGUUAGU
Molecule: messenger RNA, 1563 nt
Organism: Dibothriocephalus latus
Lineage: Eukaryota; Metazoa; Platyhelminthes; Cestoda; Diphyllobothriidea; Diphyllobothriidae
Source: the annotation of a GenBank genome assembly